AUUUUGCCACCGCAUGAGUUGAGCAACAGUUGAACCUGUAAGACUGAACUGAGGGAGUAAUUGACUAGCUGUCGCACAACAGCCGCCCGCCAAAUUCUAAAGCUAAAGCUAUCGUUUUUGUCAUGUCAGCCACUGCGUGUCAAUACUGCGAAUUAAUUUCUGUUUUUUGAAAUGUGGGGAGACGUUGAACUUCUGUCAACUGACGAUACAAACGCAUUCCGACUUGGGAGCGUGUCAAAGGUGGUGGAUGGAAGCGUGUUGUAUCAGGUUGACACCUUGGCCAAAGUUUCGGCUUCAAGUCAGGUGUCGUCAGAUCCAUAUGUCUUCUCAAGCAGUGGCUCCAGCUGGAGCAUUGUGGUCAUUGACAAAACAGUGAUUUUGUUUGACCAGAGCUAUCAGACCAUCUUGCUCCUGCUUCACUUUGAAACGGAUGUGGAUGCCAUUGAUGUUUGCCUUGAAGGGCAGUUCUUGAUCAUCUGUGAAAGAAGUGGAAAGGUUCAUUUGAUCUAUGUCCCACAGAAGAAGAUUCUCUUCACAAGAUCCUUAGCGGAGGGAACGUCCUAUGGGAACCAGAAAACAUUUCGUUGUCUUACCAUUGAGGAGGACAAGUCAUCAUCUGGGGUGUUCCAUGUUUUCUUCCUCGUUAAAGAUGGCUUUUUUCACAUUAAAAACCUUGACCUGGCAAAAAUUGAAGCAGCUGUUAAGAUUGUGGACAUCGAAGCAUUAAAAAAUCUUCAGUCUCUUAUUAAGACCGACUUCUGCAGCACCAAAGAUUACCAUGAUGAAGGUUGCAGCACUGCCGUGAUGUUCAGUCUGGCCAGUGAAAUCCACCUUCUGAUUGGGGGUGAUAAAGAAAAUGUUCUUACUGACUGGGUGUGGGAGCCAGACCUGUCCAAAAUGUGUGUCACGAGCUCUGUGGACACUAGUUUAAUAUCGGGUAUCCGGAAGAUGUUGGUGGUGGACAAUCUUCUUUACAUACUUGACUCUGAGGACACCCUAAGUCUUUGGGAUUUGCAUUUCCUUGUUAUGAUUCAUUGUUGGCCUGACCUUGCCUUCCACGACAUUGAACUCACUACAGAGUGUGACACCACUUCCAUGGUGGCCCAGGACAAGAGCAGCAUGAAGAUGAUUACACUGACAAAACAAGUUAAUAGGAAGAUCAACUCACUACAAAUACGAUCCCUACCAUCUAUGGCUGUUUGUUACUCUCUGGAUGUCUCUUCGGUCUCCUGUCUGGUCCAUGCCAAGACAAGCAUGGAUACCAUCUAUUUGGUGGAGGGAAUUUGUGUGAACCCUGAAAGCCGAAUGGAACCUGUGUCCACUGUUGUCAUCAGCUGUCUCACCGAGGCUUUGCCUGAAAACAGGCUGAGCAGGCUCCUUCAGAAACACAUGUUUGAAGAAGCAGAAAAGUUUGCAAUCAAUUUUGAACUAGACCUGGAGCUUGUCCAUAAAGUGAAGCUUGACUUUGUGCGGGAGCAACUCGCCUCUGCCUCAGAGGGCGGCUAUGGACAAGAUGUUUGGGCAGAGCUUGUUGAAGAGGCCAGGGUGAACCUGAUUAAAAUCACUGAUGAGCAUUAUGUGGUGGAUUAUUGCCUGCAGACUCCAUGGCCGACUUUUGAGACUGCAGAGAAGAUGUUUUCCUAUGUUGCCACAAGAUACUCAUCAACUCUGAUCCACGAAGCCUUGGACAGACUGGCAACAUUUUCUAUUCUGCUCGGCCCGACAAACUUCAACGGAAUUGCCUGGAUAAAGUUUCUGAACAGCACUGAUGAUUUGGGAGACAUUAUUUCCUACCUGAGAGAGGGAAACUUAAAGGGAGCACAGCUGCUUUGGCUGAGAUUUGAGGGUCAUAUCAGAACAGGGUUUGACACAGGGAAACUUGAGAUGUUGUUGGAUGCCAUUCCAGAGGACCUCUCUUCCCAAGACCUAUGUCCUUGGUUCAGGACGGUUGUCCUACCAUUUGUGAGGAAAGUACUGCCAAAAGGGCAGAAAAUUCUGGCCAGAUGGAUUGAGCAGAGGGCAAGAAAUCUUGAGCUAACAGAGAAGGGAGCUUGGCCCAAAAAUGGUUUGGAGCUCGCUGUGCUUGGUGUGCCAACCUUAUCGACAUGGAUGAAAUGCGAUGAAGACUAUGGCUCAGAAGAAGUUGAGAGCCUCAAGUUCUUGGUUUCCAAACUCCGACAGCUGCUGGACCUCCACAAUAAAUACAACUGCAAGCUUUCCCUUUCUGUGUUUGAGAAGGCGAACGUACACAGCGUGGCGUUCCUUUUGCUGGACAAAGUGCUGGCUCCAGAGCUGAUUGCAGCCACAGUAGAACAUUGCAUUGUACCAUAUGCUGAAGAACAUGGCAUUCCAUUUGAUGAGCUGCUCCUACAAUACAUCAAGGAUCUUCUGGAACGUUGCAGCUCUCAGACAACAACAUUUUUCACUGAGUGGGAUGCCAAAGCAGUUGCAGUAUUGCGUUGCAUGACUGAUAGUGAUCUGAUGGUGGAUGCUGUACUUGAGAUCAUGCGAAAAGCUGUAGUUCCAUGGAGUAAACUGGUGGAGAACCUUGUGCAACAAUACCUUGAAAUGGAGGGUCCCAAACAAGAACUCUUGAAAGAGAGCUACCGUUUAAUGGAGAUCAGAAAACUCCUUGGAGGUUACGGAAUCCGAAACUCCAACCUCUCUAACAGCAAUGAGAUUUUGACUCUCAUUAGAUACAUCCUGAAGCAAGACUGCCCAACAUCGCUGGAAGACGCGCUCACAUUGGCUGCAGCAUACAAACUGCCAACCUCCCAUGUCAAUUAUUUGUUUCUCAUCCAGCUCAUUGGCCAAGGCAAACCUGAGGCCUGCCUGGAUGUAUUGAAGAAGUUGCCGCCUGCAGAAGUGGAGAGCGUGAUGGAACAUCUUACUUCAUGGGCUCUCCUUCAGCUAGAGGACAAAUGUCACAUGUCUGAUGAACACAAGAAACUUCAGAUGGCUAUCGCCCAGGUGAUGGUGGAGGCUCUGAAGUACCUGCGUACAAUCCAAAAGCAUGAUGCUCUUAAAAGUUUGGCGUGUGAAAACAAUCUCACAAUGUUAAAGGCCAUCGCACAUCUCCAGGAAGAUUUUGAUGUCUUCAUCACCCCGACCAACUAUGAAGAUCCCAAAAUGAGACGGCAGAUCCAGGAGCACCAUAUCACAGCAUAUGAAAACACUCGUGGUCGUCAUUCAAAAAAGGCAAAGACGGAUGCUACCCCAGUUGUGGCUAACGAUUCCGAUGGCAAAACCAAAACCAUAUCUACAGAGGCCGGCCUGCGUCGUUUAGGACGGCAACUGCAACGUACGGAGCAGGAGCUCUGGUCUGAUCUGGCUCUGCGAGCUCUUGGAGUGGGGAACGUGGACAAAGCUCUUAAAAUCCUAAGGGAAUUGUAUGAACACCACUACAACACCAGCACUGGGAAGGUUUUGUUCACAGCUGCCAAAACAUUGUGCCAAAUGUUGGCGGCAGAUGUGCCGAUGGUGCUGCCCGAGGAUGCGGAUCUGCCUGCAGUCAUCCACGAUCUAGCAUGUCAGGCAAUUACUGUGUGCCACUCAGACUUGCUUUUGGAUUGUCUGGAGCUUUCCAAGUGCACACGGAUGGCAAUGGAUGUUUAUCAUCAGUGUCAGUUGUCAGAAAACUAUGGAUUCAUAGCUAAGGAGUCAACGAUGAAUUCGGAAAAAGAUCCAUUCGCACAGUGGAUUUUUCAAGACGUUUUCAAGGAGGAUUGCAUUGUUCUGGAUGUUGUGUCUGUGCUGCCUGUACAGUAUGAAAUUACAAACUGCCUGUUGCCUCUCCACCAUGAUACUAAGCUGCACCCCAUGGACUGUUCCUGCCUCUCCCACUGCUCCUUUGAAGACGGCUCAAACUACAUUGAGCCAAUUUUGGGUCCGAUGUCCAAGAUGCUGCAGAUGUUACAGGAGUGCAGUCAGCUGGAGUUGGCCCUUAGACUCCUGGUCAACUCAUACGGCAGCUGCCUGCAACAUGUCACCUCUAAUAUGAUGAACGUUAAUGUUAGCGUGCUGCUUCACACUCCAGAGGAACUUUCAAAGUACAACAUAUGCUUGAAAGAGCUUCGCAAAUCAACCACAUCCGUUUUGAACACCGUUGCUGUGGCACUCUUGAACAAGGUCUUCAACUGGAGGGUGGUUGACUGUGAUUUGUCGAUUGGGCUCUGUACUCUCCUGCCCAAAGCUCAAGUCUUUAAAAUACUGUGGGAAACUAUUGACAACACUUGGGAGAACUAUGACAAGGUUUUGGGUCUUGCCAAAAUAGGCGUCAGUCUGUGUUGCUUGUACAACCUUGAGGAGGAACAUGAGAAGUUUCAGUCCAUUGUCACUGAUGCUGAAUGGGGCAUCAAACUUGGCAAAUUGGAGAUUUCUAUUCAACCAGUGUUUGGACAACAGCCAGCACUCAAAAAUAGUUUGGUCCCUGUGCUUGUUAAGAACAAGAGGAUUACUCCAGAUAUUAUUCUUGAGUACUGCAGCGCAUUUGGUCUUGAUCGUGACAGAGUUAUCUGUCAAUACAUAACCACCUUACUACUGCUGCAAGAGGAUGAGGGAGACCCAUGCGACCCAGUUCUCUGCCUGGAUGAUGAGCCGCUGUGUAAUGAUGAUGCCUUUGAGCGGGUCCUUCAGAUUAUCCCGAUGCUACACCACACAAGCAAGCUCGCCAACAGUCUGUCAGCCGCCAUUUUUAAGCUCAGUCCUUACAACUAUGAGCGGAUUGAAGCUGUGUUGAAGAUCAUCCAGGUUGCUGAUGAAUGCGUGACCACCUUUUCCGUUAGCCAGGCGAUGGGCCUUCUUCAGCAGCUGAAGUCCUACACACGAGUGUCUGCGCCCUCCGAUACAGAAAGCACUUAUCUGCUGGAGAACUGUCUGCAGCCAAGCCCUCUUUCCAAAACAAGGCUUCCUUUUCACCUUCUCAUGCAAACGAAGCAUUUCUGGAAAAUUAUCUCUCCAGAACUUAGCAACGAGACAUUCCCGACUCUUCUGCUAAUAAGCAAACUAAUGAAGGUGAGCCUGGAUAAGUUAUAUAUGUCUGCAGCAAACCAUGUGUUUGAGAAGAAGCUGAAACCUCUUCUACUGAAGCAAAGGAAAAAGCAACAGUGUGCUUUAGGCUGUAGUAAAGAAACUUUUAAAGUGGCAGAGACUAUGAUGAAUUACAUACAAUGCAUCCAGAGCCCUGAAUGGGCUGCUGCUACCGCCCACAAGAUUACCCAGGAACUGCCACCAGGCAAUGAGAAGACACAGUCCCUGAGAUUUUGUUUGGGGUUGGGAGAGUCUUGGCUCAAGAAUCCAAACCUAGAUGAUGAAGCACGAGCAAGAGGAGAUACCUUUCUGUCAAAGUUGAAACUGCAGUUCCAGCAGUCAGCCACAGAGAACGCUCUCAUCGCCAACAAGUUAAACAAUGCAGAGCUUCUUAAACUUACUGGACGUCCAGCGCGUCUUAUAGUGGCUUUGUGUGAGCACAGCAGCGUGGAGGAGAGAUUCAGACACUCUGGCAGUUGCACUUACCCCGACAUUCUUGCAGUGAUCAAGGAAAUUGCCAGCAUCAACAAUGUGGAUCUGUUGCAAAUUCGUAACAUGAUGUUGGAAAAGUGGAUCUGCAAAACGGGUCCAGGCAUGGCCAAGGAUGUAAACUACAGAGAUUGCAUCAGCAACAUCAACGAAGAUCCAGAUUUGAUGAGGGUGGUGUACAUGCUGCAGUCAUGUUCGACAGAGGAUAAUGUGAGACUUCUGGUUCCUAUCCUCUCUGCUGAAACCUGGCCUCUUGGAAUUUCGGGCCCUCGUCUCACCUACUGCCAUCGGACCCGAGCUGUGUUCUGUCUCGCCCAUCUCAUUGAUGCAGCCGCUGUGGAGACUCAUGUUCAAAUCCCUCACGAUAAGAUCCAAUUUUACCUUAAGUGCUACAUCAUUGUCUCUCAGCUGGAGGCCCUAAACAUUCCGUACACCAUACAGUCCUUUCUCAGUAGCCCAAAAGAAGGCUUGAUCAAAGGUUUGUGGAAAAACCACAACCAUGACCCACAGGCUGUCCGAUUAGUGGCUGACUUGUGUUUGGAGUAUCAAUUCUACGAUCUGCAGCUCUGGAGCAGUCUCCUUCAAAAAUUGCUGAGCCUUAACCUGGUCAACGAUCUCCAGAAAGUGCUUGAAGCCACAGUGGCAGUGCCUGCUCUGCGGGAGAUCCCAAGCUACUCCAGGACUUGGAAGAGUAUUAUAUUGGCACCUUUUGUCUCAGCAUCUCUUCCUCUCAGCCGAGAUCAGCAAGCAACGCUCUACCGGACCUUUGUUCUGCUGCUAAAAUGUCCGUUUCUGUUGAGUCUAGACCUGAUAGGUGUGGCUAAAGGGUUUGCACAGUUCAACCUUCAUGCCUUCGCUCUAGGAACUCUCCUCCUCAUCCCCUGUGCAAAAAAGAAGGCUCAGCAGAUUCAGGGACUCCUGUCCGUCUGCAACCCCAUGGCUGUUUUGGAACAGGUUGAGGAGCACAUGAACACCGGGGAAUUAGCUGGCCUCCCCUCACAGAUCUGGGACACCACAUUGACCUACAUCAGCCAGAAUGGACAGCAGCAGAAACUUUUCAAUACAAAGCACUUUGAACAUCUGAAGAAGCUCAUGUUGUCCCGGGCCCAGUCAGAUCAAGUGAAAGAUCUUGUGGACUCCCUCAUCAGCCAGAAUUGCAAUGAUGAAGCUCAAUCGCUGGCGAGAGUUCUUGAGUCAAAGAGGGAAAAUCCUGACGAACAGGCUCUUCCUCACCGGCUGAUUUAAGGUCAGAUGGAGUGACUGGAUGAUCAACUGUUCUCUCUCUGCGGCCUUUUCUUCCUAAUCUAUGGAUGGUAUUUGUACACGCAAGACAUCUAUCACAGUUACAUUCAAAUGCUCUCUUGUUGUCAUAUUGCCAAUAUGCUGUUCUUAAUUA
This is a messenger RNA of Synchiropus splendidus (mandarinfish), 6913 nucleotides long. It is a transcript of the gene kntc1, whose product is annotated as kinetochore associated 1. The record is from RefSeq and is a predicted model, not a curated record. Gene Ontology annotation, molecular function: small GTPase binding. The transcript has 62 exons. Gene Ontology annotation, cellular component: RZZ complex; cytoplasm; kinetochore microtubule. NCBI's taxonomy places the organism in Eukaryota, Metazoa, Chordata, Actinopteri, Syngnathiformes, Callionymidae. The coding region runs from base 172 to 6762 and encodes 2196 amino acids. Gene Ontology annotation, biological process: mitotic sister chromatid segregation; mitotic spindle assembly checkpoint signaling; protein localization to kinetochore involved in kinetochore assembly.